Impatiens glandulifera is the source of this 1180-nucleotide messenger RNA. RefSeq names its product ATP-dependent Clp protease proteolytic subunit 5, chloroplastic-like. Gene Ontology annotation, cellular component: endopeptidase Clp complex. The record is from RefSeq and is a predicted model, not a curated record. Gene Ontology annotation, molecular function: ATP-dependent peptidase activity; serine-type endopeptidase activity; ATPase binding. Gene Ontology annotation, biological process: protein quality control for misfolded or incompletely synthesized proteins. The transcript has 9 exons. Bases 138 to 1049 code for a protein of 303 amino acids. NCBI's taxonomy places the organism in Eukaryota, Viridiplantae, Streptophyta, Magnoliopsida, Ericales, Balsaminaceae.
GAUGCCAAUUGAAAAUUACUGCUACAACUUGGUAGCUUGAAGAUAAGCCCAGGCCGUCCGUCGUCUUCAUCAAGCUUCAGACUUCAGAGAGAAAGCUUUCUGUUUUUUCCUUCCAACGGCAAAAGAAAGCACGGAAAAUGGCGAAUGCGUGUGUAUACACAUCGAUGGCUUCUUCUCUCAGGCUUAAUUCUCCUCACUUCUCCGCGAACCCUAGUUCCACCUCUGAAGUUAAACCCUUCUCUCUCUCAUGUCCGCUAUUCUCUUCCAGGAAAGUAAGAAAGCUGACUGAAAAUCGUAAGGGAAAUUAUCUGAACCAUUCUGUAAAGGCUGUUUACACAGAUGAUCUUUGGGAGACACAGUCGAAUGAUUUAAGAAGGGGUAUAUGGUCUGUUAGGGAUGAUAUUAAAGUUCCAUCUUCGCCAUACUUCCCAGCUUAUGCUCAAGGAGGACAAGGUGCUUCCCCUAUGGUGCAAGAAAGAUUCCAGAGUGUCAUCAGCCAGCUCUUCCAAUAUAGGAUAAUUCGUUGUGGUGGACCUGUUGAUGAUGAUAUGGCUAAUAUCAUAGUGGCUCAGCUUCUGUAUUUGGAUGCAGUUGAUCCCACCAAGGAUAUUGUCAUGUAUGUCAAUUCCCCAGGAGGAUCUGUAACAGCUGGUAUGGCAAUAUUUGACACAAUGAGGCACAUCCGACCUGAUGUCUCCACUGUAUGUGUUGGGCUAGCUGCUAGCAUGGGAGCUUUCCUGCUUAGUUCAGGCACUAAAGGAAAAAGAUACAGCCUGCCAAACUCUAGGAUAAUGAUCCAUCAACCUCUUGGUGGAGCCCAAGGUGGGCAAACAGAUAUUGACAUUCAGGCAAAUGAGAUGUUGCAUCACAAGGCGAAUCUGAACGGAUAUUUGGCUUAUCAUACUGGGCAAAGCCUUGCCAAGAUUAACCAGGAUACUGAUCGCGAUUUCUUCAUGAGUGCUAAAGAAGCCACCGACUAUGGCCUCAUAGAUGGGGUUAUCACAAAUCCUCUUAAAGUUCUUCAGCCUCUUGCAGCACCAGCUACAUGACCCAAUUAAUAAUAACAAUUCUUCUUUCUAUUAAUAACAUUUGAAUUUCUUAGACUGCAGCCCCUUUGUUCGUUUCCCAAAUAUGCUUGCUGGAAUUAUCAAUAAUUGAUUCUAUGUGUUGUGUUCCUUUU